Messenger RNA from Pocillopora damicornis (cauliflower coral), 556 nucleotides. Its product is annotated as metalloproteinase inhibitor 3. The record is from RefSeq and is a predicted model, not a curated record. Gene Ontology annotation, cellular component: extracellular matrix. Gene Ontology annotation, molecular function: protease binding; metalloendopeptidase inhibitor activity. Lineage: Eukaryota; Metazoa; Cnidaria; Anthozoa; Scleractinia; Pocilloporidae. Gene Ontology annotation, biological process: negative regulation of endopeptidase activity; negative regulation of membrane protein ectodomain proteolysis.
CAGAACACAUCAGGCAGUUAUCAUGGCUUCCGUAAUCUUUUAUAUGACGCUGUUGUUGUGCGCUGUAGCCUUAAGUGAGGGGUGCUCAUGCGCAGUUCCUACGAUACCACCAACCGCAGGCUGGAAAGGAAAUGUUUUUGGAUACUGGAACAUGCAACGGUUUUGCGAUGCAGACUUCGCUAUCAGAGCCAAGGUUUUGAGAGGUUUCCGACCAGAGAUUUCUGAAAGUGAUGACCCUUGGUCAGUUGGCCCUGCAAGCUACACAGUUAAAGUUUUGAAAACCUUCAAAGGAUCAUUGCACGAAAACGAAAUAACUCGGUUAGAAACUCCAGCCAAUGGAGGACUCUGUGGUGUUCAUCUUAACGUUAACGGCGAGUACCUCCUCACCGGUGGAAAAAACUUUGGGCCGUUUGAUAUCAUGCUGUGUGAUUGGUUCGAGCCUUGGAGUAAAAAAACGUUCAAACAAAUCCGCAAGUUCAGUAAGAAAUGUUAAUCAUUGUUACUGUUCGUUAAGUUCGCACGAUCGGUUGUAAGCGAAUACUGGGAGAUAUUAUAU